GCCCCAGCGAGCCCGGCGCGCCUACCCAUGAGCCCAUGAGCACCGGGGCGUUCCGCUGCCUAGCGCCGCAGGGGCCUCAGUCUGCCGGCCCGCAAUGGCGGGUGCGGUGUCGCCCGCGGGUGUUCUGGGGCUGCUCCUUGUAUCUACGCUGCCCGGGGUCCUCGGAGACCGCUCCAGCCGCGACCUCCGGGCACACCCAGGGAACCCCGCCCAGGGCCGCCCGAAGGCCACGGAACCCCGGCGGCCGCCGCCGCCCAAGCACCAGCAGGAGCGGGCCCCGGCGUGGCCUCUGGGGGCGCUGUACACCGCGGCCGUCGUGGCUUUUGUGCUCUAUAAGUGUUUGCAGCAGGAGAAAAAUGAGGCCCCUGUUCCCCAAGAAGAGGCAGGCAAGAAGGAGUCGUUGCAGUCAGAGCAACAGCUGGCCCAGCUGACACAACAGCUGGCCCAGACAGAGCAACACCUGAACAGCCUGAUGGCCCAGCUGGACCCCCUUUUUGAGCGCGUGAGCACCCUGGCCGGAGCGCAGCAGGAGCUUCUGAACAUGAAGUUACACACCAUCCACCAGCUGCUACACAAGAACAAGCCCAGCCAGGAGGUCCCAGAGCCAGAGGCUGGCGUGCCCUUUCCUGAGGACUCGUGUGUGGAGGAGGAAGACGAGGAGGCUGGUGACAGCCAGGCUGGGGAAGCGCCCCUACACUGGAGCACAGAGACAAGGAGCCCAGCCACUCCUUGGGGAGUGGAGCAGGGGCUCAGGAGGAGAUGCAGCAAGACUGCGGCAAAGGGCCGCGGUCCCAGCCCCCUCCGGGGGGAAGGAAGGACGCCAGCUGAAGGUUUAGUAAAACCAAGUCUGUUCCUGUGAUUGGA
This is a messenger RNA of Pipistrellus kuhlii (Kuhl's pipistrelle), 864 nucleotides long. RefSeq names its product coiled-coil domain containing 107 (gene CCDC107). The transcript is spliced from 6 exons. NCBI's taxonomy places the organism in Eukaryota, Metazoa, Chordata, Mammalia, Chiroptera, Vespertilionidae. Bases 95 to 859 code for a protein of 254 amino acids. The record is from RefSeq and is a predicted model, not a curated record.